AGCUUCCAUUUCGAAACCGGUUUCGCUUCGAUACACUUCUAAAUUUCCCUGAUCAAAUUUUUUAAGUUAAAAAAUCCACAAAAUUUUGUACUCUUUUAGUCUUUUUGGUUAAUUCAAGUCGAAAGUUGAACAUGUGCUCUCCGUGCGGUCCCUGCAGUCCCUGCGAUCCUUGCUGCGGUCCUUUCGAAUGCUCCCCCAAGUGCUACAAUGCGGCGCAAUUGGAAGCCUUGCCACAAUGUGCUCCCCGUAUCCCGCCACCCUUUCCCAAAUGCAUCACCGUGCAGCAACCACCCCGUAUGAUCUGCAAGAAACGCGUGGUCUUCACGGAGAAGAUAGUGCCGGAGCCAAUGGUGGUGAACCGAUGCCGGCAGAUCACCAUACCAAAGGUUGUUGAUGCCACGCGGGUGAUCAAGGUGCCCAAACUGAUUUGGGUAUCGCAGAUGGUGCGAGAGCCGAGAGUCAUCUACUAUCCAUCGAUGAUUCCUGAUCCCUAUGUGGUGUGCUAUCCCAAACGCGUUUGCGAACCACGCGAGGUUUGCCAGUCGAUCCUGUGCCAGCCGAAGCCCCAAACCAUCGACAUUCCUCCUCCGAGGGAGUACUGCUGCUACCCGAAUGGACCCAUCAACUACAAGCCCAGUGCAGCCUGCCCACCCUGCCCCAUUGGACCAUGUGCUCCUGGCGGAGCCUGCUGUCCGCUACCCUGCUUUUCCACAAACCAAUACCCAGUGGCUGAGGGCAGGUGCGGACCAUGUGGACCCUGUGGACCCGGAUGCGGACCUUGCGGACCCUGCGGACCUUGGGGACCAGGAUGCGGUCCUUGCGGACCCUGUGGACCCUACGGACCAGGCUGUGGUCCCUGCGGACCGUGUGGACCCUGUGGACCUGGCUCCUGCGGUUUCGGCCCUUGUGGACCUUGCUGAUCUGGAAAACAAGCUGGAAAAAUGUACUUGACGUCUGCCAAAAACAUUUUGUGACAACUCCAUGUUAUGGAAGUCCACAUCCGCACCCAAUUAUAUGCCAGUCCAAAUCGACUUUGCAAGUUUCGUAAAUUAAAGAAGUGCAUUGAUACAACA
This is a messenger RNA of Drosophila santomea, 1073 nucleotides long. It is a transcript of the gene Mst98Cb, whose product is annotated as keratin-associated protein 16-1. The transcript has a single exon. The coding region runs from base 132 to 920 and encodes 262 amino acids. Lineage: Eukaryota; Metazoa; Arthropoda; Insecta; Diptera; Drosophilidae. The record is from RefSeq and is a predicted model, not a curated record.